Gilbertella persicaria is the source of this 1356-nucleotide messenger RNA. Its product is annotated as kinase-like domain-containing protein. Gene Ontology annotation, cellular component: nucleus. The transcript has 9 exons. Gene Ontology annotation, molecular function: ATP binding; protein kinase activity. NCBI's taxonomy places the organism in Eukaryota, Fungi, Mucoromycota, Mucoromycetes, Mucorales, Choanephoraceae. Gene Ontology annotation, biological process: protein phosphorylation. The record is from RefSeq and is a predicted model, not a curated record. Bases 1 to 1356 code for a protein of 451 amino acids.
AUGACGACUGAACAAGAUUGGAAAACAGAUUUCUACAAGAAUGGCAUGCCAAAAGAAGUGAUUGUGAUUGAAGACACUCCUCCUCCUUCAACACCUUCUGUUUCUCAUACGUCUUAUCGUAUAGAACACACUACUUUGUUAGGUCCCCCAGCUUCUUCUACACGUUCAAAGCGGUCUAGAAAGGAUGAGCAUUCCCCUUCUGUAAAGAAGAGAAAAAAAGAUGCUCCUAUUCAAGCGAAUCUAUUAAGAAGACCUAAUCCAAACACAAUGCCUGUAACAGCAGCAGUACCAGCCACGACUGCUUGUGAUGAUAAAGAUGGUCAUUAUAUUAUUAAGCCAAAUGAAUCCUUGACACCACGCUAUAAAAUGAUGCGCUUAUUGGGUCAAGGUACAUUUGGAAAAGUGGUCGAAUGCUAUGAUCGAGUCAAGAGAACAUAUUGUGCUAUCAAAAUUAUUCGAGCCAUACCAAAAUACAGAGAUGCAAGCAAGAUUGAAAUUCGAGUAUUAAACAGUUUAAAAGAACAUGAUCCUUUCAAUCUAAAUAAAUGUAUUCACUUGGUGGAAUGGUUUGAUUACCAUAAUCAUAUCUGUAUGGUAUUUGAACUGUUGGGUCAAUCUGUCUUUGACUUUUUGAAAUUUAACGAAUUCCGACCAUUCCCAAUUCAUCAUAUUCAACAAUUUGCUAAACAAAUUCUUACCAGUGUAGCAUUUGUGCAUGAAUUAAAGUUAAUUCAUACAGACUUAAAGCCAGAGAAUAUUUUACUGGUUGACAGCCAAAGCAGAGAAGCAGGCAAUAUGGUUGGGGCAGAUCCCAACUCUAGAAUAUUAGAAAACACAGACAUUCGACUGAUUGACUUUGGUUCUGCUACUUUUGAAAAAGACUAUCAUUCAAGUGUUGUCUCUACAAGACAUUAUCGAGCACCAGAGAUUAUCUUGGGUAUGGGCUGGUCCUAUCCUUGUGAUAUUUGGUCAAUUGGGUGUAUUUUAGUUGAAUUCUUGACGGGUGAAGCGCUGUUCCAAACACAUGAUAAUCUAGAACAUCUGGCCAUGAUGGUGGUUGUCUUGGGCAAAAUACCAGCUAAACUCGUGAAAGCUUCUAGGCAAUUCUUUAAGAAUGGUAAACUAAAAUACCCUGAUGUCGAUACCACUGAACAAAGUAGAAAAUAUGUCCGUGCGCUUAAGUUAUUAAAGCGCAUUGUCAAUCCAACAACCAACGCUAAAUAUCAAUUUCUUGAUUUACUUACAAAAAUGUUGGUGUAUGAUCCUGAGGCCAGAAUAACAGCAAGGGAAGCUUUAAGGCACCCUUUUUUUAUGAUCAACUUUGAUGAAUUUGGUCGAGAAAUAGAAGACUUUUAA